GCGGCAGGUAGGGAGCCGGCAGAGCCGGGGCUGCGCCUCUCCGCGCCCCGCUCGCCCUGCCCCCGCAGGUCGGACAGCCGGGGGCGGGAGGCAGGGGUGUGCGGCGAGGGGGAUUAGCGGGACGCCGCGGCCCCGCCUUCCUUCCUCGCAUCCCGGGCGCGAUGAGAGGGGGAGAUGGACCCAAGCCGGCGGGACUGGCACCAUGACAUUCGUCGGCUUCGUGGUGGCGCUGGUGAUAGGGGCGAUCCCCGGGGCCCGCGGGCCGGGGCAGGUCUCCGCCAGCCUCCCGGCCGCCCGCGCACCACAGCCCCCCGCCGGCUGCCCCGCCGGGGGCUUCCCUGCGGCCCAGCGCCCCUGGGCACCGGCGGCGCCGGCUCUGCCUCGGCGGGGGGCGGCGGGCCGGGCGCCGCGGGGCCGCCGCAGCUCCUGCGCCCUACCCGGCGGCGGCGAGGGGCGACCCGGCUGCGCCCCCGGGGCCGGCCGGGGCGCGGCGGAGCGCGGCCGCGCUGACUGCGAGCGAGGGUCAGUGAGACUCCAGGGAGGCAAGAAUGAGUAUGAAGGAACAGUGGAGGUUUAUUUGAAUGGAAUCUGGGGAACAAUCUGUGGGAGCCAUUGGGACAAUAAUGACGCAACAGUUGUAUGUCGACAGCUUGCACUUGGGGAAAAAGGUACAGCAAAACACAUACCCUUUUCUGGAUUAGGCCUUAUUCCUGUUUUCUGGAGUGAAGUGCGUUGUCGCGGUGAUGAAGAAAAUAUACUGUUAUGUGAAAAAGACACCUGGCAAGAUGGGACAUGUCCUCAAAAAAUGGCAGCUGCUGUCACAUGUAGCUCCUCCCUGGGCCCUGUCUUCACUCCGAUCCGCCUGGCUGGUGGGAGUAAUGCCCACGAAGGAAGAGUGGAAGUCUACUAUGGUGGCCAGUGGGGCACAGUCUGUGAUGACCAGUGGGAUGAUGCAGAUGCUGAAGUUGUCUGUCGGCAGCUCGGCCUUGGGGGUGUUGCCAAGGCAUGGAGCCAGGCUUACUUUGGGGAAGGCUCUGGCCCCGUGCUGCUGGAUGAAGUGCAGUGCACGGGAAAUGAACUGUCGCUAGAACAGUGCCCAAAAAGCUCCUGGCGAGAACACAACUGUGGCCACAAAGAAGAUGCUGGCGUUUCCUGCACACCUCUCACAGAUGGUGCACUGCGGCUCACAGGUGGGAAGGGCAGUCACGAGGGCCGCCUGGAGGUCUAUCACACAGGCCAGUGGGGCACAGUCUGUGACGACGGCUGGACGGAGCUGAACACGCAGGUGGUUUGCUGGCAGCUGGGAUUUAAGUAUGGAAAAAGUGCAGGUAUGGAAAAAGAGAGCUACUCAGAAGAAAGCUCCGGGCCCAUCUGGUUGGAUGAUGUGAUCUGCUCUGGGAAGGAGACAAACCUUCUGCAGUGCUCCCGGCGGGAGUGGGGGAAGCAUGACUGCAGCCAUCAGGAGGAUGUCAGACUCAUCUGCCACCCAGAAAAUGACAGCCACAAGCGCUCACUUGGUCCUCCCAUCAGGCUGAUGGAUGGUGAGAAUAAGAAGGAAGGACGUGUGGAGAUUUUUAUCAAUGGCCAGUGGGGCACAAUUUGUGAUGAUGGAUGGUCUGAUAAAGAUGCAGCUGUAGUCUGCCGACAGCUUGGCUACAAAGGUCCAGCUAGAGCAAGGACAAUGGCCUAUUUUGGUGAGGGCAAAGGACCGAUCCAUGUGGAUAAUGUCAAGUGUACAGGAAAUGAGAGAUCCUUGGCAGACUGCAUUAAGCAGGACAUUGGGACACACAACUGCCGGCACAGCGAGGACGCGGGGGUCAUCUGCGACCACCUAAGCAAGAAAGUCCCUGGCAACAGCAAUAAAGAUUCUCUUGCUUCUGUUUGUGGGCUGAGGUUACUCCAUCGUCGACAAAAGCGAAUAAUUGGUGGGAAAAAUUCUUUACGGGGCGGCUGGCCGUGGCAGGUGGCACUGCGGCUGAAAUCCUCUCAUGGUGACGGGAGACUCCUGUGUGGUGCUACUCUCAUCAGCAGCUGCUGGGUCCUCACUGCUGCACACUGCUUUAAAAGGUAUGGCAACAACACUCGCAACUACGUAGUGCGGGUUGGAGACUAUCACACGCUGGUGCUGGAGGAGUAUGAGGAGGAAAUCGGAGUCCAGGAGAUUGUGGUGCACAAGGACUACAGGCCUGACAGCAGCGACUACGACAUUGCCUUGGUGAGGCUGCAGGGGCCCGAGGAACAGUGCGCAAGGUUCAGCACCCACGUUCUACCUGCCUGCUUGCCACUGAGGAGGGAGCGACCACAGAAAACUGCUCCCAACUGUUUCAUCACUGGAUGGGGUGACACAGGACGGGCUUAUUCAAGAACACUGCAACAGGCUGCCAUCCCCUUACUUCCCAAGAGGGUGUGUGAAGAGCGCUACAAAAGGAGAUUCACAGGAAGAAUGCUCUGUGCUGGAAACGUGCAGGAACAGAAACGAGUAGACAGCUGUCAAGGAGACAGCGGUGGACCACUGAUGUGCGAACGCCCAGGGGAAAGCUGGGUUGUGUACGGUGUGACCUCCUGGGGCUACGGCUGUGGGGUCAAAGAUUCCCCAGGUGUCUACACAAAAGUAUCAUCUUUCAUACCCUGGAUUAAAAGUGUGACCAAACUAUGAAUGCCCAUAAUGAAAACCAAACUUUGAGGCAGGACAACUUGAACAGCACAUGCAGUGCACAGCUGGGGCCCACAGUGGGUGGAAACAGACAUUUUCCUGAUUCACGUGGUUUUGUUUUCAUUAACUCUAAGCUGUAUACACUCAAGGCUUCCAGUUAGGGAUUACCGUCCUUCCUGUUCCAGAAGUUUAAAUAUUGCAUGAACAAGCUACCAUGUAUCUAAGGGGAAGUGACAGCCAGCUAGAGUAAUACUGGAGCAGGAUAGCUGGAGACUCUGCCCGCAAGACUGUAGCUCCAAGCUAUUUAUGCUCCAAGCUUCUCUACAAUUAUAGAUCUCAAUUAAUCUUCAGUCUAGUUUAUUUAGUCUAUUAUUCCCAUGAUUCUACACUCAGUGCCCUAAAUUCGACUCAUGUUUCAGUAGCUUCUGAGACCAUUCGUAGCCUGAUUCUCGAUAAGUACUUCUGAGUAUGUAUUAAAUGCAGGAAGGAAAAUAAUGGUCAAUAGUCACAUUCCCAGCUAAUUGGCUAAAUGUCCUCACAGGUUAGUGUGCCUAAAGUACAUUCCCAAGUAAAACAGGCAGUACAGUGACAUUUUCUCCACAAACAUCCUGCACACCUGCAAGAACAACCACUUAUUUACUUCACUCAAGUAGCAUUUGUCCUACUUCUGAAAUGUGCAAUUUUGAGUAUACAGCAUUUUGGAGAAGAUUCACUUUUUCUAUUUACCACUAGUUGUCAGUCCAGUGUCAGACUAACAAACAUCCCUAUCCUUUCAUUGCUGGGCUUUGCUCAAGCAGUGCAAAGAACCUCGGUCAAUCCUACCAAAGUAAUACAUACAAUGGAGUUGUGUUGAGCCGAAACUUGUCUGAAAAAGUUUAAGUCUUAAACUACCUUUUCUAUAAAGUGAUAUUUAGACAACUCUCUCCUGCUUAGUUGCAACACUGUUCAAGACUGAUCUCACAGGAAAGCUUAGUUUUCAGUGGCUUCUAAAGCACUGACACAUCUUGAUUUCGUUUAAUUACAUUUCCAAAUACUGUUCCCCAUGCUAUGAAAUCCCUAACAACUUACUUAAAAAAUGCAAUGAUAACCAACUUACUGUCCUUUGAGAAAGGGCCACUACAAGGAACCUAGAACACAGCAGGUAAUCACCACCUUAUUGUAACACUGAAAGGCAUCAGUCUGGAAAUCACCUGUGAAACGACUCACUGGGGAGGGAGCCAGGACAGCUCAGCACUACAAUCCCCAUGGUCCAAGACCAUGCUGAGUCCAAGUGUGCUCUACCCAUCACAGUAACAACCAUGCUCAUAAAAACACAACUGAAAGCUGUGGGCCAUGAAACACUCCAGUGUGACAAGUGUGGCAGAUGAAUGUCACCACAUAGUGAUAGUGCAAACUGCAACCACCAGUGACUGUUUCCUCAUUUCCUAUUCCCCAAACUGGCUAUGACUGUGUUGCGUGGCGUUUUGUGAAAAAGUGGGGUGCUUGCAUUCAUGCUGUAAGUGGGCAAUUAUUCAUUUUUGUAUUGUUGUGUGUCUCUCUGGUGUUAUAACAAAUAUCCAAGACUCACUUGCAUAUGAAGUGGCAAUGACAUUGCCAAAGCCCUUAUGAUUGAACAUUUAGCCCUUAAUAUCUCCAACCUCAAAUUUAAGUUUUCAAGGGUCAGGACUAAUUAUUGUAACUGGUGCUAAACUAGUACAUGAGGUGCUUUAAUGUAUUUUAGUUCUCUCUAAUUCCACACUAUUUCAAACAGUGUAAAAUAUUUUAAAACAUCAUAAAUCACUGUACUGUGACCACCUACUGUUAGACCAAUGCAAAACACUGUGCUAGUCAACUUCAAAACCAUUACAUUCUUACUUCUAUAUAGCCCUUAAGUACAAGGGAAGUCAGUCUGUCAAAGUAUCUGCAUGUAACAUCCAAGUAAAGCCGUACAAGACCCAUUGCAACUUGUGGUGAAGUAGGCUACAUAGUGCAAUAUAUGUUAUAAUCAGGGGAAAUAAUCAUCCCUUAAUAGCUGCACCACAGAAACAGGUUAUCUUGGGGGGGGGGGGGGGGGGGGGGGGAACUAAGCCUGAUACUAAGUGUAGUAAACAUUUAGAUUUAGUACAGUACUUUGUUAUUUUUGCUCUUUUAAUAGAAUGCUUUGUUAGAUUUUAAAAUGUUGCACUAUUGUUUCCAUGCUGAGCAUGCCUUCUCAGUUUCUAACUUAAAAUGAAAUUGCCUCCAUCUUACGCCAUUCUCAUUUUUGUUCAGUGAGCCUGAUGGUGUACAUGUAUACAAUAAAAACUGCCACACUGAC
Messenger RNA from Motacilla alba alba, 4949 nucleotides. It is a transcript of the gene PRSS12, whose product is annotated as serine protease 12. Gene Ontology annotation, molecular function: serine-type endopeptidase activity. The coding region runs from base 203 to 2656 and encodes 817 amino acids. Gene Ontology annotation, biological process: proteolysis. Gene Ontology annotation, cellular component: membrane; terminal bouton; synaptic cleft. The record is from RefSeq and is a predicted model, not a curated record. The transcript has 13 exons. Lineage: Eukaryota; Metazoa; Chordata; Aves; Passeriformes; Motacillidae.